GCGGCUUGACAACACGGAUUGAGAAGCGUGAUGGUCGCUGAUCAUCAUCGGCUCGUGUUUCACUGGGAAACAAUUUUCCAGCAGUAGUUUUCAGUUUUCUCGGUUUUCCAAGCGUAGUUCUUAGAAUUUUGCGGUCAGGGUCGACAAACACCACUGCUGAAAGUGCGUCGGAAAACAAAUUUAGAACCCCCUCGUGGGGCUAAAAUAUUGUUUUUCCCGGAGGGGCACCGGAAAGUGAUUAUCUAGAACGGAUUGAGCUCCGCAAUCCGGAAUGGCAAGUGGUGGUGAUGACGGACCAUCGUCCUCCAACGCUGGUGGUAACAAUAGCUUCGAGCAAUUUAUUUCGCAAUUUACGGCUCGUGCAUCGUUACAAGGGACAUCUAAUGGAACUGCAUUGGAUAAUGGAGGAACGGCGAAUGGAACCUAUGUUCUUAAACCAACAGCAGCUGAGUUUUUCCCACGUUGGCAGCAUAGACAGGAAGGGAUAGGUCGUGAUGAUAGGGCUAAUGAAAACAAUUUGCAGAAUGUAAGACCAUCCGGAGCGAUUCGCAAGCAAUACGAAGGACGGCGGUGGAAUAACAACCGGAAAAAUCGCAACGGUGAUCAAAAUGGCUCUGGCAGAAACAACCGGGGGCAUGUGUUUACUGACUGGGAGGAAGAGCAGAGAUUUUCGGAAGAGCCUGACACUGGCUCACGUGAACCGCACAGGAUACACUCGCAGCAGCCCCAAUAUCCUCAUCAAACUCAAUCAAAUAUGAGAUGGAAAGAAAAUACUGGAGGUGGUCGAUUUCGUAAUAACGGACGAGGCCAAAGAAAUGAACAGGAUCGUUUUAAGUAUCAACAGUUCAAUAGUUAUAAAGACUCCGAAAUACGACAUGAACGAAAGCAGAACGGAUAUCAACGAAAUCGCGUCCGCCAGGAGAAGUUGGAAGCGAAGAUUAUUUCCAAAUGUUCGCAGAGGGAAAAGCUGAUUCGAGAGCUGGAUUCGUCUAAAUUGGAGUGUUUAGUCUGUUGCGAGCUGGUUCGCCCGACGCAAAGUGUUUGGUCAUGUCCGAAUUGCUAUCAUAUUCUACAUCUUAAUUGUACUACCAAGUGGGCGACAAGUUCAGAAUCUGAUGAAGGCUGGCGUUGUCCAGCUUGUCAAAAUAUGUCCAAAAAAAUACCUCGAGAAUAUUUCUGCUUUUGUGGUAAGAUUAAAAAUCCUCAAUACAAUCGCAAUGAUGUGGCGCACUCUUGCGGAGAGGUGUGCGGUAGGGAAGAGCUUUGCGACCAUGCUUGCACUUUGCUCUGUCACCCAGGACCUUGUCCUUCGUGCCAAGCGAUGGUACAGCGUCGUUGUGGUUGUGGACGAGCUACGAAACCGAUGCAAUGCAGUCAAAAGGAUGAAUUUUAUUGCGAUGCAAUCUGCGGUAACAAGUUGAACUGUACCAUACACACAUGCCAACGGAAAUGCCACAAAGAAGAAUGUGGAGAUUGUGAGGAAACUUUGGAACAUGAAUGCUUCUGUAGUAAGUCAAAGAGAAAAGUUCCCUGUACUAUAGAUAAUUUGGCAACAACCAGCUUCUGCUGCGAUGCAAUUUGCGAUAGGCAAUUAAGCUGUAUGCAACACAAAUGCUCUAAGCUAUGUCACUUAGGUCCAUGUGGUGAAUGUGCUCUAUCUCCUAAUUUGAUUACAUCGUGUCCAUGUGGUAAGCAAGCAAUUGUCAAAGGCGAACGAGAAUCAUGCUUAGAUCCUAUUCCUGUAUGCAAAUCAGUAUGUGGCAAGCAGCUAACCUGCGGUGGUUUUGGGUCUCGUCAUAUGUGUACUGCACGUUGCCAUUUGGGAGAGUGCCCACCAUGUAAUAAAUCGAGUGUUGUGAAAUGCCGUUGUGGCCACAUGGAUCAGCAGAUCAAAUGUAAGCAAUUGCAGGGUGAUGUUAGAUGCAAAAAACGAUGCACAAAAAUGCGAAGCUGCGCAAAGCACCGCUGCAAUCAGGAAUGCUGUAUCGACUACGAUCAUAUCUGUCCGAAAACUUGUUCUCAGAUGCUUAGCUGUGGUCGUCACCGCUGCGACAAACAAUGUCACAAGGGUUCUUGUCAAACCUGCCAUCGAGUUUCUUUUGACGAACUGUCUUGCGAAUGUGGUUCAAGCGUUAUCUACCCACCAGUGCCUUGUGGAACAAAGAAGCCGGUCUGUGAUAAGCCCUGCUCACGACGACAUGCUUGUUCUCAUCCCGCACUACACAACUGCCACUCGGAUCCACAAUGUCCACCAUGUGUUGUUCUGACCACCCAGCAUUGCUAUGGGAAGCAUGAGCAACGUAAAACUAUACCAUGCUACCAGGAGUCGUUCAGUUGUGGAUUGGCGUGCGCCAAGCCACUGCCUUGUAAUCGUCACAAAUGUAUCAAACCAUGUCACGAAAACCAGUGCCUCAACGAAGGGGAAAUCUGCCGUCAGCAAUGUACUACCGUCCGAUCAAGCUGUUCGCAUCUCUGUAAGGCACCAUGCCAUGAUGGUGACUGUCCGACAGAUCUACCUUGCAAGGAAAUGGUCGAAGUGACGUGCGAGUGCGGGAACCGGAAGCAGAACCGAACUUGUCACGAUUUUAGUAAAGAGUAUCGACGGAUCACUUCAGCACAACUUGCUUCCUCGAUCCAGGAGAUGCAAAGGGGUGGAUCGGUAGAACUCAGUGACAUUUUGGGACCAGUAAAGACAAAAAAUAAUAAAACGUUAGAGUGUAACGAUGAGUGUCGCACGUUGGAGCGUAAUCGGCGACUUGCCAUCGGUUUGCAGAUUCGCAAUCCUGAUAUUUCCUCGAAACUGCAGCCGAAUUAUCCGGAUCUGCUGAAAGCUUACGCGAAAAAGGAUCCCGCGACGGUUAAGAUGAUUCAUGAAAAGCUCACUGAGCUCGUAAAGCUGGCAAAGGAGAGCAAAAAGUCCCGCAGUCACUCAUUUCCUAUAAUGAAUCGCGAAAAGCGCCAGGUGGUGCAUGAAAUGUGCCGCAUGUUCGGCGUUGAGGCUGUUGCUUAUGAUGCGGAACCAAAUCGAAACGUGGUUGCUACUGCAGAUCGUUUUACGUCGUGGUUACCUAGUAUGAGCCUGCUGGAGGUCAUUCAACGCGAAAGUGGUCAACGGCGUGUAAUCGUGCCCAACCUGAACGCAUGGGGAAGAACGGCCAAAUGACAACCCAACGGAUUAUGUUAUUUUCCUUUAGUUUUUUUGAUCACUAUAUAUUUGUCAUAAUUUUGUAUUAUUGUAGCAAAAUUGCUUUCAAUAUCUGUAGAAAUUUUCACGAUUUUAUUUCAUAUUUUUUCACUACAUACCUGCAGGGAGAAAAUGUCAAUUGUAUGAAGUAUACUUUACGGUUCAACGAUUUCAAACUCCAAAUUUAAUACAUUAAUAUACACAGGUCA
This is a messenger RNA of Wyeomyia smithii (pitcher-plant mosquito), 3393 nucleotides long. It is a transcript of the gene stc, whose product is annotated as protein shuttle craft. Gene Ontology annotation, cellular component: nucleus. The transcript has 4 exons. NCBI's taxonomy places the organism in Eukaryota, Metazoa, Arthropoda, Insecta, Diptera, Culicidae. The record is from RefSeq and is a predicted model, not a curated record. The coding region runs from base 272 to 3163 and encodes 963 amino acids. Gene Ontology annotation, biological process: negative regulation of transcription by RNA polymerase II. Gene Ontology annotation, molecular function: DNA-binding transcription factor activity, RNA polymerase II-specific; zinc ion binding; RNA polymerase II transcription regulatory region sequence-specific DNA binding.